Messenger RNA from Acaulospora morrowiae, 1206 nucleotides. The record is from the annotation of a GenBank genome assembly. Lineage: Eukaryota; Fungi; Glomeromycota; Glomeromycetes; Diversisporales; Acaulosporaceae.
GUCUUCGACCGCAAAAAAAAGAUACUUGUGCUUGCAUUUAUAUUUAUAUUUUUGACACUGCACUUGCCUCUCUAUCUUUACUACUUUUCGGAGCCAGUUGCAACCCCUUUAUCCUUUCACGCCCACACUUUCGAAAACUCUGAUAACCCCUUCUACUAUCUUGGUGCUAUUGGGUUAGGAAUUAUUGGCAUCUUUAUGGCUCUGCUUGGUUUCUUUUGCACUGGAGAUCUUUUUUACGCUUGUUGCCGAAACAAAUUAAAAAAUAGAAGUAUUAUUAAAGCCGUCGAAAAAGGCACUCAACCUAAAGUAGAUAUUUUAGAUGAUGAGCUUUUUUCUCGACCUAUAAUUGUGGAUCACCUAAAAAACAUUUUUCAACCAGACAGAAGGCAAUCAUUUUAUUAUGUGGUUUGUGGUGAACAUGGAAGUGAAGUUGGUCGUGGCGUUGUAUACGUUGAUGUUCCUUCUGAUGUUGAAGAUUUUGGCUUAGCAUUUGGAAAAGCUCUCGAUUUUGCAUUUGAGGAGCGGAUCUCUUUUACACAACUAUUUACACGAAAAUUGGGAAAUACUAAUAACGACUAUAAUGAUCUAUUAUGGAAGAGAGCUCUGAAAGCAUUUAACCGUGGUGCCAAGGAGUAUAAAGCCAAAUACAAUAAACCUGCAGUCAUCAUUUAUGAUAAUGUUAGCCAGUUAAUUCCAAAGAAACCAAAAAUCCUUGAUACCCUUCAAUGUGAUGCCAAAAAAAAUGCUGAUGACCAAAUAUACAUUGCGGUGUUUGUCAAUAGUGAAGGCGCAGUUCCGAGAAGAAUAACAUCAAAAAAGCCACCAAUAGAAAUCGGUGACCUUAGCAAGGAAGAAUCAAUAAAAUAUCUGACUGAGAUACAUAAUAUCACCAAAAAAGCGGAAGAAUUAUAUCAAUUAGUUGGUGGGCGCAUUUUAGAGUUGAAAGAUGUUGCAAAUUAUUUUUUAUCAAAACAAGCCAUUGAAGAUAUCAGGGAGAAAAUAUUACUUGAAGCCGAUAACAAACUUAAUUCAGUGAAAAUACUUAAAAAUCAAAACCAUCAUGAAGCAGGAAAAUGUGUAAUUGACGCUUUGCUGACAUCAAAAGAGAUUAAUAUUGAAGAAUUUAGAGAAUUAUUUGCGAAUGAAGAGGAAUACAGUGAAGCCUCAGAAGCUAGCGUGUUUGCAUUUCAUCCGUCAAGAAAUACU